This is a messenger RNA of Raphanus sativus (radish), 2601 nucleotides long. Its product is annotated as chloride channel protein CLC-e-like. NCBI's taxonomy places the organism in Eukaryota, Viridiplantae, Streptophyta, Magnoliopsida, Brassicales, Brassicaceae. Gene Ontology annotation, biological process: chloride transport; transmembrane transport. The transcript is spliced from 6 exons. Gene Ontology annotation, cellular component: chloroplast thylakoid membrane. The coding region runs from base 57 to 2156 and encodes 699 amino acids. The record is from RefSeq and is a predicted model, not a curated record. Gene Ontology annotation, molecular function: voltage-gated chloride channel activity.
CAAUUAUCAGUUAAUGGAUAAAACACACGUCACCACUCGGAAGCUGCAGGCCGUUCAUGGCAGCAGCCACGCCUCUACUCUGUGCUGCUCUCCGAUCUCACUUCCCUUCCCGGAGAUUCUCUCCGAAUCGCGAAACCAACGCUCCUUUUCGCUUCGAUCUCCUCCCUUCUCCGUAUUCAUUCCGUUCCGUCGCUACCGCCGGCAGAAUUUUCCCGCGUUCUCCGGCGGCGAAGCGGAAGACUGAUCAGGACGACGAUCAGCCUCCGUCGCAGGAGCUCGCGAUAGCGUCGGCCUGUCUCGUCGGAGUACUCACCGGAAUAAGCGUGGUUCUCUUCAACAACUGCGUCCACUCGCUACGUGACUUCUCGUGGGACGGGAUACCCGAUCGCGGAGCUUCGUGGCUUAGAGACGCGCCGAUCGGCUCCGUAUGGUUGCGCGUCAUCCUCGUCCCGACUCUCGGAGGUUUGUUGGUCAGCGUCCUUAACCAGCUUCGUGAAUCUGCUGCUGAGGAGGAUUCUGAUGAUACCUCCGCUGUGAAGGCGGUGCUGCGUCCCUUCCUUAAGGCUGUUGCCGCGUGUGUGACGCUCGGAACGGGGAACUCGCUGGGUCCUGAAGGUCCUAGCGUUGAGAUUGGAGCGUCGAUAGCGAGAGGAGUGAACUCUGUGUUUAAUAAGAGUCCUCGGACUGGGCUCUCGCUUGUUGCCGCUGGCUCAGCUUCUGGAAUCUCUUCUGGGUUCAAUGCAGCUGUUGCUGGAUGCUUCUUUGCAGUUGAAUCCGUUUUGUGGCCUUCAUCAAGUGAUUCAUCUACAUCACUUCCAAACUCUACCUCAAUGGUUAUUCUUAGUGCUGUUAUUGCUUCUGUUGUGUCUGAAAUCGGACUCGGAUCUGAACCUGCGUUUAAGGUUCCUGACUAUGACUUCCGCUCUCCUGGAGAACUUCCACUCUAUCUUUUAUUGGGAGCUCUGUGUGGUUUGGUCUCGUUGGCGUUAUCUCGAUGCACAUCUUCCAUGACAUCUGCUGUUGACAGUCUUAACAAGGACGCUGGGAUACCAAAGGCUGUGUUUCCUGUAAUGGGUGGCUUAACUGUUGGUAUCAUAGCUUUGGUAUACCCUGAAGUCUUGUACUGGGGUUUCGAGAACGUGGAUAUUUUGUUGGAGUCUCGUCCUUUUGUGAAGGGCCUUUCGGCUGAUCUUUUGCUUCAGCUGGUUGCUGUCAAGAUAGCUGCAACAGCAUUGUGCCGAGCUUCUGGAUUGGUGGGAGGAUACUAUGCGCCUUCUCUGUUUAUUGGUGGGGCAGCAGGAAUGGCCUAUGGGAAGUUUAUUGGCAUUGCCUUGGCUCAGAAUCCUGGAAUCCAUCUCUCUAUCCUAGAAGUGGCAUCUCCACAAGCUUAUGGUCUGGUUGGAAUGGCUGCUACACUUGCGGGGGUUUGUCAAGUUCCUCUUACAUCGGUACUAUUGCUGUUUGAACUUACACAGGACUAUCGUAUAGUGUUACCCCUUCUGGGAGCUGUAGGUAUGUCUUCAUGGAUUACAUCUGGACAAUCAAAGAGACAAGAAACAAGAGAGACAAAAGAAACUAGGAUAAGAAACAGCCAAGAAGCUGUACAGUCUCUGGCGUCGCCAGAUGAUGGAUCGUCAACGAAUAACCUUUGUGAAGUUGAAAGUUCUCUUUGCAUAGAUGAUUCAAGCAUCCAAACUGAGGAGCUACAAAGAACUAUCUUCGUUUCAGAAGCCAUGCGAACAAGAUUUGCUACAGUUAUGAUGAGCACUUCUCUGGAAGAAGCAAUAACUCGUAUGCUGAUAGAGAAACAAUCCUGUGCGCUGAUUGUUGAUCCUGACAAUCUUUUUCUCGGUCUACUUACACUUUCAGACAUUCUGGAAUACAGCAAAUCAAGAAAAGAAGGAAGCAAAGCACCCAAGAUUUUUGUUAGUGAAAUAUGUUCAAUGAGCGGAGGAAGAUGUAAAGUGCCGUGGACUGUGACACCUGAUAUGGAUCUUCUCGCUGCCCAAACAAUCAUGAACAAGCAUGAAAUAUCUCAUCUUCCAGUCGUUUCAGGAGGCAGUGAUUCUCGCAGAAUACACCCUGUUGGGGUCCUAGAUAUAGAAUGUAUCUCUGUAACCCGCCGAGCUCUAUCAACCAGAAUGUUCCUCUUCUGAGUCAAUUCUCCAUCCAUAAACGGUUUACUUUGUAACUUUUCUUGUGCUGACCUGGAUGGUUUCAAUAUUUUUCUCCUCUGAAGCUGGAGACCAUUUUUUGUUCCUUGUAUUAACAUACCUUGGGGGGGGGGGGGGGGGGGGGGUGUGGGUGGGGAAGAGUUGGAUGUGCAGCAUGUUUAGAAGAAGUUCGUCUUCUCCAUCUGUUGGUUGAGAUGGUGGAAGCUCCAUUUCCAGCUUCAGAUGUUGAGCAACCCUAAUGGAAUACAAGCAUGGAACGUGAUACUAAAAAUAUCUUCAACAUUGUAACCAAACAUACUAUGCUCAGGUGAUUCAUUACUAUUCCAUCAUAUUUUGUACGGAAAGUCGCUGUACCUUUCUCAAUUUUGUAUAUUUUGUAAAUUGCUACUUCGCUUAUAUCAUAGUGAGAAAGUUUUGACUACUUGAA